GACGUUGUACGCAUGUCUUCUGCAGUGCGCGCACAGCCUGGCAAUGCAGAGAGCGUAGUGCAUUCGGUGAGGUCAUGUUUGUAGCUGGACAACAUAAUAGCGAAAUUUGUAUUAUCCUUAUAAAUAAACKGAAUUCAUCGUCAAGAACGCGGACUAUUGUGGAGAAUCGAGGAGUGAUCAUUCUGUAUUUUGUUGACUGAGUACAGAGAGCAUAGUUUGGAUGCCCAGAAAGCAGCUCCUCAAGGUUUCAUCAUGAAUAAAAACAAGCGAGGAGAAGAGAGGGAGCUCUACAGUUUAGAUGUCGGAGAUUCCACCUUCACUGUUCUGAAAUGCUACCAGAAUCUAAGGCCCAUCGGCUCAGGAGCACAGGGAAUCGUCUGUUCAGCGUAUGACCACAACCUUGAGAGAAAUGUGGCUAUUAAGAAGUUAAGUCGGCCGUUCCAGAACCAGACGCAUGCCAAGAGAGCGUACAGAGAACUGGUGUUAAUGAAAUGUGUCAAUCACAAAAAUAUCAUUGGCCUAUUAAACGUAUUCAGCCCACAAAAAUCAUUAGAAGAAUUUGCAGAUGUAUACAUUGUGAUGGAGUUGAUGGAUGCCAACUUGUGCCAGGUGAUUCAGAUGGAGCUGGAUCAUGAGAGGUUGUCCUACCUGCUCUACCAGAUGCUGUGUGGCAUCAAACACCUCCACGCUGCCGGCAUCAUACACAGGGAUCUAAAGCCCAGUAACGUUGUGGUGAAGUCAGACUGUACGUUGAAGAUCUUGGACUUUGGCUUAGCUCGGACGGCGGCUACAGGUCUGCUGAUGACACCCUACGUAGUGACCAGAUACUACAGAGCACCAGAGGUCAUACUGGGGAUGGGCUACCAGGCCAACGUGGACAUAUGGUCUGUGGGGUGUAUUCUGGCAGAAAUGAUCCGCCACAAAAUCCUGUUCCCAGGAAGGGACUACAUUGACCAGUGGAACAAGGUGAUAGAGCAGCUUGGGACUCCGCCCCAGGAGUUCCUGAUGAAGCUCAACCAAUCAGUGAGGACGUACGUAGAGAACAGGCCGCGUUACGCAGGAUACAGCUUUGACAAACUCUUCCCUGACGUCCUCUUCCCUGCAGACUCAGAGCACAACAAACUGAAAGCGAGCCAGGCCAGAGACCUGCUGUCUAAGAUGUUGGUGAUCGACUCGUCUAAGAGGAUCUCUGUGGACGAGGCCCUGAAACACCCCUAUAUCAACGUGUGGUACGACCCAGCCGAAGUGGAGGCGCCCCCUCCGAAGAUCACAGACAAGCAGCUGGAUGAGCGAGAGCAUACGGUGGAGGAGUGGAAAGACCUGAUCUGGAAGGAGGUGUAUGAGUGGGACGAGUGGACCAAGCAGAAUGGCGUGAUCAAAGGACAACCUCUUUUAGGCAAGCAAGCUUCACUUGGGAGAAUAGUAAUACCAUUUCAACUCACCAUUAUUGGAUCCCUGAUGCUAGCUGGCUAAAGAAACAAGAGGCUUAUUUUUUUGCUUACAGUAGCUAUUUGACCAUAGGCUAUUUACUCGCCUGUUCAAAUAUCUCAUGUAAAUCCGGGUUAGUCAAUGUGCUAAAAUGGCAAUUACUCAAUGACUCAUGUGUCACAUUCAUGUUUUUGGAAAUUGCAUAUCAUGUCUAUGUAGGCUAGCCUGCCACUGUAACUACAAUGCUCUGGCAGUCACGCUGAAAGGUUUAGGAGGCUACUGUCAGAAUAUUCACGUCAAGUCCAUCGCAUCAGCUCGUGUUGUGGGUGUGAUUUUUUUCUAUCUUUUUUUUUUUACAAAGAUGCUUCAGGGAGUCAGAGAUGCGCGACAGGCUCGCAGACUGGUCUGUGCUGAGUUUAUUGAUUACCCAUCCCGUGUGCUAAGGGGGGAAAUAUAUAUAUUUAUGCCAUGGCCCGCCGGGCAGCAAGCCAGGGAAAAAACACACUACUGUCCCCUGUGCCCAAUAAAAAACCAUGCAACCCCCCCAGAAAGCAAAAAAAAUGACAAGUAACAGUAACUAACGCACUUUUAUACAUCGUGCUAUUCUGUACAAUUUACCUUAUUUUAGUGCCCCAAAAACGUAAUACUUCCAGGUCAACUGUAAUAUGAAUACAAAUUGUAAAGC
Salvelinus sp. IW2-2015 is the source of this 2113-nucleotide messenger RNA. Its product is annotated as mitogen-activated protein kinase 8. Gene Ontology annotation, cellular component: cytoplasm; nucleus. The record is from RefSeq and is a predicted model, not a curated record. Gene Ontology annotation, molecular function: JUN kinase activity; ATP binding. Gene Ontology annotation, biological process: protein phosphorylation; JNK cascade. NCBI's taxonomy places the organism in Eukaryota, Metazoa, Chordata, Actinopteri, Salmoniformes, Salmonidae.